Cornus florida is the source of this 887-nucleotide messenger RNA. Its product is annotated as protein EARLY RESPONSIVE TO DEHYDRATION 15-like. The transcript is spliced from 3 exons. The record is from RefSeq and is a predicted model, not a curated record. NCBI's taxonomy places the organism in Eukaryota, Viridiplantae, Streptophyta, Magnoliopsida, Cornales, Cornaceae. Bases 122 to 643 code for a protein of 173 amino acids.
CUGAAACGCUCAGUCUUCGUAUCUUGCGCUCAUUUGUCUGACAAGGAUUAUCUAUAGACGAUUAGAUAUUUUUCAUCCGUGGAUUCAAGAAGGACGUGGACUGACGUGAUUUGAAGGUGCAAUGGCAUUAGUUUCUGGAGGAAGGUCUACAUUGAACCCUAACGCUCCUCUCUUUAUUCCUGCUGCUGUUCGCCAAGUGGAGGAUUUUUCACCAGAAUGGUGGGAAUUAGUUACCACCUCAACAUGGUUCCAUGACUACUGGCUGAGCCAGAACCAGGGAGAGGAUGGUUUUUAUGGCAAUGAUGUGGAUGGUUUUGAUGGUAGUGAUGUCGCUGAACUGCUGCCGGAUACAAUUGAUCUUGGUGCUGAUGAGGAUUUCUCAAAUAUGGAAGCGCAGUUUGAAGAAUUCAUUCAUCCUUCUGAGAUGGGAGAAGCAAACGAGUUUGCUUUCUCUGUUGUGAAGGGAAUACCUGAACAUGGUUUGGCUAUGGAUACUGAAGCACUGAUGAAGAGUCUGAGCUUGGCAAAUUCUGGGAAGAAGAAAGGGCUGAAUUCCCCAACUGGACCACCAAAGUACUGUGACAAGCCAGCGAAGUGUGUUAGCUCAAAAUGCAGUCCCAUUCGCAUCCAGCAGCCUCGUUGAAUGUUAGCAGCGUGCCAGUGCUGCCUGGUUUAAGUUGCAGUUUAUCCAACUCCUCAACAAAGUAGUGUUUGUUUCCUGUAACAUAUGUACAGUGCAAGGUUGCAACUGCUGUAACUAGCCUUGUUCAUAUUCUGACGUCUGUUUCAGUGAACUAGAGAACAAUUAGAAAAUUACAAAAAAAGAGGAUGUAGAAUUUGAAUGAAAAAGAAGUCAUUUUGGCAUACUUUUUGCCCAUCUUUAAAAA